Molecule: messenger RNA, 852 nt
Organism: Sesamum indicum (sesame)
Lineage: Eukaryota; Viridiplantae; Streptophyta; Magnoliopsida; Lamiales; Pedaliaceae
Biological process (GO): shoot system development; root development
Source: RefSeq, a predicted model, not a curated record
AUGGCUUAUUUACACUGCCGAUCAAACAGUUUGCCAUCUAAAUCUCAUCCAGAAAUCGAUGGUGUUGAAAACCAUCUGCGCAGGUUAAAGUCCUCAGAGGCCGCAUCAACUUCAGCCACUUCUGUACUAAAAAAGUUGGCUAGCCUCAGAGAUUUGCAAGAAAGCAUCAAUGGCUUGAUUCAGCUGCCUUCAGUCCAUCAAAUCAUCUCCCAUAAACAAGGUGAGAAUUGGACUGAUGAGAUCCUCGACAGGUCUCUUGAGCUCGUUGAUCUUUGUGGAUUUUCACGAGACGUUGUGAUUUCAACCAAAGAAGCUGUUCAAGAACUCGAAUCCUCCAUUAGGAGAAACAGAUGCGAAACAGCUGUAAAAGCUGAUAUCAAUACUUAUGAUUCCUCAAGAAAGAAGAUCAACAAAAGGGUCAACAAGUACGUCAAGAACUUGAAGAGCUUCAAGCAAACUCUAAUCCCAGACACAGAUUGUGAUCUUAAGGCCAUCGCAAUGAUGCUGAAAGAGACCGAAGCCCUUGGUUUCUCAGUCCUAAAGUCCAUAUUGACACUCGUUUCAGGGGCAAAAGGAAGAUCAACUCAGAGAAGUUGGUCUUUGCUCUCAAAAUUCACUCAAGGUAGCCGUAUGCAUUCUGAGGAGGAUCAAGAAAGCAGCAAUGAGGACUCGUUUUCAUUGAAAAUCGAGAAGUCCCUUAAAAGCAAGGACGACAUGAUCAACGUCCAAAACAUCUUGAAGCAGCUGAAAGCUUCAGAAAUGACCAUCCAAGAACUUGAAGAAGGACUAGAAACCUUCUUUAGAAGUUUAGUCAAAACUAGAGUUUCUCUUCUUAACGUCCUCAGCCAUUGA